This is a messenger RNA of Aedes aegypti (yellow fever mosquito), 2134 nucleotides long. Its product is annotated as zinc finger protein 431-like. The record is from RefSeq and is a predicted model, not a curated record. Lineage: Eukaryota; Metazoa; Arthropoda; Insecta; Diptera; Culicidae. The transcript is spliced from 4 exons. Gene Ontology annotation, molecular function: RNA polymerase II transcription regulatory region sequence-specific DNA binding; DNA-binding transcription factor activity, RNA polymerase II-specific. Gene Ontology annotation, biological process: regulation of transcription by RNA polymerase II. The coding region runs from base 55 to 2046 and encodes 663 amino acids. Gene Ontology annotation, cellular component: nucleus.
UAAACUGCGGCUUUUUCCGGUCGUCAUUCUCAAAAUCAUCCUCAUAAGCUAGCAAUGUCCUGCAUCGUUCCGACCUGCAACGUUGCGUACGGUUACUUCAGACGAUUCCCCCGUAAAAGUGUUCUAUCGGAGCGAUGGCUCGAUUCUAUCCAGAAGGGAUGCGGCAUGGAGGUGAACCUGCUAGACGACGGCAGCAACGAGAGCCAAAUUUGCGUGUGGCAUUUCGAAACAACCGGCGACGAUAACCCGUUGAUGGAACCGAGGAAGUACAUUGAUCGAUAUGGCCAUCAGGUGGAAAUCGAUAGCUGCCGGUUGUGCCUUGAGCUCUUCCCCACCAACCAAAUGGUGGACGCUGAUGGGAAGCUGGGUGGCGCGAGAAUCAAAUCAUUGAUUUCCGAAUCGGUGGAAACAGAUUUCCAAUGGAAUGCGGUUUCCACCUUGAUCUGCACCGGUUGUCUUGUGCGGUUGGAUCUGCUGACGGCGAUUAAGAACGAUUUCCUGAGUGCAGCUCUCAAGCUGCACCACCUGAUGGAUCUUGUGCAGCAGGAACCCGUUCAGAAAGUUGAGGUGGACGUGGAAAUCGAAGAGGAUUGUUACCUUGAAGAGACGGCCCAUGAUGAAAUGUCCCUCGUUCUUGCAAACGUACAGGAAUGUUUCGUAGCUGAACUUGAUCUAAAACAGAUUUUACAAAGUGAGGAGGAGGAUUAUCACGAGGAGGAAACGAGCGUUGAUGAACUGAUGAGCGAUAGUGACGAACGGAAUCCUCCUGUUGACUGCGAGCCGAAAAUUCCAAAGAAGAUGGGAAGGCCACCCAAGCCACGCCCUGAGAAUCCCGAUCAGCGACCUCUACUAAAAGACAUCGUCGUAAGGAAGUGCUACAUUUGCCCAGAGCUUCUCGCAGACAACUCUGCCUUAGCAGCCCAUCUUAUAGAAACCCAUUCCUCCGUAGACUAUGAAAAGUGCUCCCUAUGUUCGCAGAAAUGUUCUUCUCUGCCAUCAUACAACCGACACCUGUCCCGACACGACGAAUCCGAACGACCCUUCAAGUGCAGCUCUUGUCCGCUGCGUUUCGCUGACAAACUGGCGUGUAAACAGCACAUGAAUACCGCUCACGAUGGCAUACCCAGAAAAACGGUGAGCAACGAGCGACCGAUUUGCGAAAUCUGCGGAAAGUCGUUCAUCUCGAAGACCAGCCUUCGCAUGCAUGUCAAUGGGGUUCACAAAGAGGUUAAAAAGCAUUCGUGCAAGAUUUGUCAGAAAACCUUCCGCUCGAAUUUUACCCUCGAGAGACACAUGCUACUGCACACGGAUAGUAAACCGUUCAGCUGUAACCAAUGCGAUGAAUCGUUCCGACGAGCCUUGUAUCUCCGAUGUCACAUGCGGCGGAUUCACGAAGAAAAGAAAUUUGUCGUUUGUCCUGUCUGCAGUAAAGAAUUCAACAGUUACAAUGCCAUGUAUUUGCACAAAAAAGCUGUUCAUUUCAAAGCGAAACGGAAAGCAGAGGAACCCGGCAUCUUGGCAUGCAAACUAUGUGACCAUCUAGCAUCGAGCCACGAAUUGCGGAAACAUAUCGUGGCAUCGCACGCCAACGAGGCCUACCCAUUCCGGAGGUGUUCCGACUGUCCGCGGACAUUUCUCACGUACACCGCGUGGUACGCUCACAAAUCCGUCCACAACGACAAGUAUGCUUGCCAAGAGUGCGGCAAACGCUUUGCUUCGUCCCAUCAGCGGCAGACUCACGUGGACACUACCCAUAUGGGUGGGAAGCGCUGGGAGUGCCCGCAGUGUCCGGGUAAGCAGUUCAAAACGACUCGCACGCUGAACACUCACAUGGGCAGGACGCACGGCACACUAAAGGCGCACGCGUGCGAGAUUUGCCAGAAGCGAUUUAACCGGAAGGACAACCUGGACACGCACCGGAGGAUCCACACGGGAGAGAAGCCUUUUGAGUGCGACAAAUGCUCGAUGCGGUUCGGCGAUCCCAGUACGGCUCACAAGCAUAAAAAGCGCUGUGGUGGUGACCAGCAGGAACUCUCUAAGGAAUGAUAUUAGAAUACUUGACUAGAAUGCAAUGGAUUGCAGAUUAUUAUCUACUUAUCAUUUGAAUAACCUUGUUGAUUUUUCCAACAGCUUA